This is a messenger RNA of Papaver somniferum (opium poppy), 2148 nucleotides long. RefSeq names its product alpha-mannosidase I MNS5-like. Gene Ontology annotation, molecular function: calcium ion binding; mannosyl-oligosaccharide 1,2-alpha-mannosidase activity. The record is from RefSeq and is a predicted model, not a curated record. Bases 137 to 1888 code for a protein of 583 amino acids. Lineage: Eukaryota; Viridiplantae; Streptophyta; Magnoliopsida; Ranunculales; Papaveraceae. The transcript is spliced from 15 exons. Gene Ontology annotation, biological process: mannose trimming involved in glycoprotein ERAD pathway; endoplasmic reticulum mannose trimming; carbohydrate metabolic process. Gene Ontology annotation, cellular component: endoplasmic reticulum; membrane.
UCUUCUGCACUUGUCUGUAAACGAGGAAAAUCCAACGGUUCCUAAAUUCUAGCUAAAAUAACUCAAGUCUUCUUUCCCUCAAAACAAAAUCUUAAAAUAAGGUUCUGUUUCUAAACUCUCGAAUCGAUCAAGAAUCAUGGUUCCUCCACCUAAAUCUAAGCUUGGAUUCUGGAAAUGUUUUCUUAUUUUACUCGUGAUUUCUCCUACUUUCUCUACGUUAGUCAUGUCUAAAAUCGAUCUCCGUUUGGUUUCUAAGAAGAAACAAAUGAGCCAGAAAGUCCGCAAAAUGUUUUAUCAUGCUUAUGACAAUUACAUGACUUAUGCAUUUCCGCACGAUGAGCUUAAACCAUUAUCGAAGAGUUAUACAGAUUCCCUUAGUGAAUUAGGAAAUUUGAAGCUAGAACACUUACCCCAGAACUAUAACGGAUCCGCAUUGACGCUUAUCGAAUCAUUGUCGAGUCUUGUUAUUAUGGGAAACUACACAGAAUUUGAAAGAGCUGUCCAUUGGCUUUCCGAGAACCUUACAUUUGAUGUUGAUGCAAGGAUAAGCCUAUUUGAGUGCAACAUAAGAGUUCUUGGAGGGCUUGUUUCUGCUCAUAUUCUUGCAACUGAUCCUACAAGCAGGUUAGUUCAAGGAGAAUACGGAAACCAGUUACUGACUCUGGCUGAAGAUUUAGGGCGGCGUUUCUUACGGGCAUUUGAUACUCCCACUGGAUUGCCAUAUGCGUGGAUUAAUCUCAAGUAUGGAGUGAUGGAGAAUGAAACAACGGAAACAAGCACAUCAGGGUGUGGUUCGCUCAUCCUUGAAAUGGGAGCGUUGUCACGGUUGACUGGCGAUCCCAGGUUUGAGGCUGCAGCUUUGCGUGCUAUUCGUAUACUCUGGAGCAUGAGGAGUCCUUUGAAUCUCCUUGGUACAACUCUGGAUGUGGUCACAGGCGAAUGGAUAGAGUAUUCCUCCGGAAUUGGAGCUGGUGUUGAUUCAUUUUAUGAGUAUUUAAUGAAAGCUCACAUUCUUUUUGGAGCGGAGGAGUACUGGGACAUGUUCCAUUCUGCUUAUCUUGCAGUGCAGAAGUACUUCCGUCAUGGUGCAUGGUACCAUGAAGCUGAUAUGAGAUCCGGAACAGCUACCUAUUGGCAACUUACAAGCCUUCAAGCAUUUUGGCCUGGUCUUCAGGUUCUUGUUGGAGAUAUCGCAGCUGCUAAUGUAUCUCACCGUGAGUUUUUCCACGUGUGGCAGAAGUUCGGGGUGCUACCAGAAAGGUACUUGUUAGACCGUGAUAUGUUGCAUCCUACGGAGAAAUAUUAUCCUUUACGUCCUGAGUUAGCAGAGUCCACAUUUUACUUGUAUCAAGCAACCAAAGAUCCUUGGUACUUGAAAGUGGGGGAGUCAAUGGUGAACUCUCUUAAUGCAUUCACCAAAGUUGAAGGUGGGUUUGCAAGCGUUAAAGACGUGACGAACAUGAAACUAGAAGAUCAUCAACAUAGUUUCUUCCUUGCUGAAACGUGCAAAUAUCUUUACCUUCUCUAUGAUGAUUCGUUUUUAGCUGGUAAGAAUUAUAUCUUUACUACUGAAGGACACCCUAUUCCAAUAAGAAGCGAUUGGCACGAGAAGCUUCCACAUGCCUACACUUCGUCUAACUGGACUUCACUUAAGGGUUCAAACCACCAAUCUGCACGUGCAAGUGCAAUGACCAUGCAAGUAUGUCCAGAUACUAUAAACUCUGGAGGCGGUGAGGGUCAUCAUGUUGAGAGUGCUUGCCACAUUCCUGAUUUUCGUGCAAACCACAGGUGUGCAGAUGAUGAAGAAUGUGGCACUGACUCUGUCUCUUGCAGGAAAAGAACAUGUAGCGUUGCUGGCUACUGUGGGCUGUGGCUGUCAAUAGCUUGAUGCUAUAUAAUCGCGCUAACUGACUACUAUAUAACAAGGCAUUCUUUUUGCAUCAACGAAUAAAUGCAAGUGUGCAAACCUUUAGAGAAAGACGAGAAAGCUGGACGGGUCUUGUGCUUGGUGGUAUGUAAACUUAUAUUUAUAGCAGUACAAACAUAAAACGAGAAAGAGAGAAAGAACAGGAAGAAUUUUUUUAUUAAGGGGGAUCCCAUUUAACAGUCACAUUUUUAUACAGAGAAUAUGAAAAUUUCUAUUGUGCA